AUGAGCCAUGAUUGCGUUCAAAUCCCUGGUAAGCCUCCUGUGAACCCGAGCACUCUAUCCACAUCAAUCAUCAGGAAAAAUUUUGCUUCCCUUUUCAAAAAACCCACUGGUCUGCUACCUCAUUCUUGUUCAAUUCCUUUAUUGGUCACGAAAAAUCCUCACCCAUUUACUUCAAAUCCUUCGGUGCCAAUGGUAUUUCCUUCCCCUUCGCAUCCUUUACCUUCGGCACCCAAGUCAUAUCCAUCUCCUUCGACACCCAUGCAAGGCCACGGGAAACUAGAAUGUCCUAAAGGCAAAAGGGAAGAGGAAGAACCAGUGGGAUCGCAAGAAAAUGUCCCGAAAGUGGAAGAGAAGUUGAUAGCUGGAAAUCCUAAGAAGGCUCCAGUGAGGGGAAACAGCUUUGCUGCUAUAAAAGAGGGGAAUAUGUUGGUGGAACUGCUCAAUGAUGAUGGAAAAAGACCCUUAACCCAAGUGAACUUGGGUGAAAGUACCCAGAGGCAUUUGGAGGAGGAGGGUCUGUGGGCCUGUGAAGAGGCUCAGGGCUCUGCACUUAAACCAAAUAUUGCAGAAAUUAAUAAAGAAAGGCUUUAUGUUGAGGUCUGUUCAGUGGCAAAGCAACCUCAGAUUUCAUCUAAUUUUGUUGUGAACAGUUUGGAUACCCUCUCCUCUUCUUCACUUGUCCUUUUUGUUAAUAAUGAUUUUAAUGCUUUUGGUGUGGAGGAAACUGUGUUGGAAAAGGAUGAUCUUGCCUUAACUACUUCAUGGACUGAGUUCUCUUCUCAGUCUUGUCUACCUUUGUCAGGCAUAAUUGCCCUUCAACAGGAUCAAAUUGGGUUGUGUUUUCCUAGGAAAAAACAGUUUUCCUCUGUUCUUCCUUCGGCUGUGUCAACUUCAACAAAUAAUCAAUGUUCGUCUUCUGGAUUAGAAAUGCAGAUUCCUGUUGAUGCUUCAAAUGUUCGAAACACUCAGGGAAUUAAUCUACAUUCCCAAUCUUCGUUGAUUUCCCCGUCUAUUUUGCUUUCUCAAAAUCCUUCGGUGGAUCGAAUUCUGCCAAAAUCUCAGAUCUCGAUUUCUGAAAAAGAAACUCAGAUUUCACACAUUUACAGAGAAGCUAAUGGAUUGGCUGAUUUUUUAGCUUCUUUUGCUGUUCAUUCAAAAAAAUGUACUGAAUUCUCUGGCAGUAAUGUAUUGCCAGUGGCUGGAAGGCUAAUUCAGCAGCAAGACCAGACUGGUUUACCUAAUGUCAAAUUGAAAAGACUACUUUGCAGUCAAAGGCAGGGAAUUGGUUGA
Molecule: messenger RNA, 1290 nt
Organism: Ilex paraguariensis (yerba mate)
Lineage: Eukaryota; Viridiplantae; Streptophyta; Magnoliopsida; Aquifoliales; Aquifoliaceae
Source: the annotation of a GenBank genome assembly